AUCUCCAAAUAUCUGGUCAACAACCCAGGGGUUCCAGAGCCAGUGGCCACAACCAGGAAGCUUGUGACCGGCCUCACCAUCAAGCUUAAGGAGAGGACGGUGGACAUCAGCCGCACUGGUGAUGUUCUGGCUAGCACUGAAGUCGCCAACUUCACAAACUGGUCAACCGACACAUCACCACAAUCAGUUGCAGCCUAUGGGAAUGAGUCUAUUUCCAAGCUAUGUGACCACUUCCAGAAUGUGUUGGGUGAUACUUCCCCUGAGACUGUCCUCCAGGAGUGGAGACUUCUGAAGACUGCUUUGUUGAAAAGGCACAAGGACAUGUCAGAGGUCACCUUGGAGAAGGCAAACAGACUACACGGAGAGGACUGUCCCAACAUACUCAAAGUGCUGGACCUCGUUUAUACCCUCCCUGCAACCAGCGCUGAGAACGAGCGAGGUUUCAGUACGAUGAAACUGAUGAAAACAAAUCGCAAGACAAGAAUGGCUGGGAGCACUCUUGACAAAAUCAUGACGAUUAAGAUGUGCACACCGUCUGUCUGUGACUUUGACCCAGACAAAGCAAUAGACAAUUGGCUGGGUGGUGGACAAGCACCAAGAAGACCAGGUCACAUGGAGAGGGAGAAAAAGAGGCAUAGGCUAGCUGUCCAUGCUCAACCUAGUGCUACUGUGACCAGUGAGGCAGAACAGGCAGAGAGGCAGGAAGCUGCAGCAGAAGUGCAGCAGCAGGAGCAGGUAGCUGGUGCUGGUCAGGAGGUUGAGGAGGAGGAAAAGGUUGAGGAGGAAGUUCAGUGGCAAGGAGAGGAUGUGAAAGAGGGUGAUGAUGAUGAAGGGUUUGAAGAGGACUUUGAUCCAGAGAUGAGUGAAGAAGAUGUUCUUGCCGGACUAAAGAGACUUGCUCAAUUUGGUGAUGAUGAUGACAGUCAAUUGAUAUAGUUUGUGAUCAAAUGAUUGUGAUGUUUUUUUUUUUGUCAAAGUCAUAUUUGUUCUUGCUGGUCAGAGAGACUAUUUCAUGAUAAUAUGUGGGGGGCGGCAUGGCUCAGUGGGUAGAGUGGCUGUCUUGCAACCGGAGGGUUGCCGGUUCAAUCCUCGGCCCGUCGUGUUUAUGUCGAGGUGUCCCUGAGCAAGACACCUAACCCCUAAUUGCUCCUGAUGGGGUCGUGGUUCGCGCCUUGCAUGGCAGCUUCCGCCAUCAGUGUGUGAAUGUGACAUGUCAUGUAAAGCGCUUUGGGUACCUUGCAGGUAUAGUAAAGCGCUAUAUAAAUACAGACCAUUUACCAUUUAAUAUGAAGAUAUUAGUAUUGGAUAUGAAGAUAUAUAGACUUGGUAUAUGAUGAUGAUACUUUCAUAAUCCAUAUCAUGGUGAUGUUUUUUUUGUCUAAGUCAUAUUUGUUCUUGUUGGUCAGAGAGACUAUUUAAUGAUAAUAUGAAGAUAUUAGUACUGGAUAUGAAGAUAUAUAGACUUGGUAUGAUGAUGAUGAUAUUAUAAUAUCUCAUAUUUGCUUAUCAGAGAUGAGUUUAUUUCAAUGUUAGAUAGAUGAUACUAGUAAUAAUGUACAUAGUUGUUAUGUUAAAAAUUAUCUCAGGAUGAUGAUCUCAGGAUGAUGAUCUCAGUGCUACUGGAGGACUUGAUGCUACAUUUAAAUUUUCAAUGUUAUUUCUGUAGAGUUGCCAUAUUAAAAGUGAUCAUAAUGAUCUCAGGAUGAUGAUUUAAGUCUUACUGGAGUGUAGUAUUAAAGUUACACAA
Messenger RNA from Acanthochromis polyacanthus (spiny chromis), 1747 nucleotides. RefSeq lists its product as uncharacterized. The record is from RefSeq and is a predicted model, not a curated record. The coding region runs from base 322 to 936 and encodes 204 amino acids. The transcript has 3 exons. Gene Ontology annotation, molecular function: protein dimerization activity. Lineage: Eukaryota; Metazoa; Chordata; Actinopteri; Pomacentridae.